Messenger RNA from Ostrea edulis (European flat oyster), 3325 nucleotides. RefSeq lists its product as uncharacterized. Bases 229 to 1386 code for a protein of 385 amino acids. The transcript is spliced from 10 exons. NCBI's taxonomy places the organism in Eukaryota, Metazoa, Mollusca, Bivalvia, Ostreida, Ostreidae. The record is from RefSeq and is a predicted model, not a curated record.
GACUCUAUUGAAAUUCUAUUAAUGAGAAUGUGACAAUGCCGGUUGGUGUUCCGUCAUUCAGUUUGCUAUACGCUGCUAAGAGAUUUACACUUUUUUUUUACCGCCGUGCUCUGUCACGUUUUCUUUAGUUAAAUAGAAAAAAUAGAAAGAGAAAAAAGGUCUAUGUAAUCACCUUUCACUCAGUUUGUAUCAGAUGAAACAUCGAUUUAAUCAAUCUGGAAAACGUUGAUGAGAAUGAAUCUGAGACUCUUUAACUGGGAAUUAUGUUUCAUAUAUCUCGGAAAUUUCAUUUUGCUGUCAGACGGCUCUUGUACCUACCCGUCUGACCUUCAGAGCUCAACAUGGUAUGACAGUAAUAAAGGUCAGCUGACGUACUCCACCAACACGAUGACGGGGUACACCUACUCGUCCUACAACUCCGGAAGCUCAAUAUGGACUUGUUUCCUGAUAGACGGCAACUACAUUGUGUCAAAGGCCAACACUCCUAUAGAUGUAUUUGGCAGCAACUUCGAUGCUUACCUUUGUCAGCUGAUGACCCAAAUCACAACCAAUUCAUACUCCUAUUAUAUUGAAGGAGAUUAUCAAGCGAAUGCAAAUAACGAAAGGAUGAACAUUUUUAUCACCGGAACAAGCGUCAUACUAAGUGAAGCUUGUACUAAGACAAGUGCAAUACCAACGGAGGAAUUCCAUGUUCUCGUAAAGUCAACAAAUAUGGCAGACGUCAAGCAGUACUUCCCGACACCUUUACUUGGGACAUUUGAGUACACAAAGGUGACAGCUGCUGGGGUCUCUUCCUGUGGCACUGGAUCAGUAUGGGACGUCUGCGCUAACAGAACGACCAUGACCUUCAACAUGACGCAGUGCAAUUCAGUGGUUGCUUUCUCUCAGGGAGAGGUUUAUGGCGUCACUUCUGUCACAAAAGAUUCCACAUACUACGUUGUUGUUGUGAAUCCGGACACUGUUGAUGACUCGACAUAUUACCGCUUUACUUGUAUGGCUGUGACUCAGUCGGGAAGCACUGUAACGGUGGUAGAAAAAAGCGGAAGUUGCGGUGUGGGGCAGAACACGACAUUGGCUGGAACUGGUGGAUCGAAAUACACAAUGAACCCAUAUGUAACCUGUCCCUUCACUACAGACAGCGAUAGUUCCACCGCAGCAGAGUCCAGCAACACCGCACUCAUCGCGGGGGUCGUGGUAGCCGUGUUGCUGUUAAUUAUUAUCGCUGUGGUAGUGGGAUUCAUUAUAUUUAAGAAAAAACAGAAACAAAUUCAUACGUAUGACAAAGAGAAGGAGACAAACGGCAACGAACUGGAUUAUCUGCAUAGAGGUUAUACAAACGUUCCUGAAAACCCGACACUGACAGCAGUUUCAAGUUCCCAGAACUAACCACCCAAAGGCAACCAAUGAACGCUUCGGACAGGAGGAUGCUCUACUUUGAUGUUGUGGGGAUGCCCUCUAUCUCUCCCCCUCUCUGUGUUUUUCUUUUUCAAACUUUUGAUAGCACGUGUUUUCUUGUCGGUAAUGUUAUAAAAUGUGCUGCGGGGAACUAGUUUAAUACUUACAGACAGUAUCAGUAUUAUUUGUAUUGUUGGAAUGCAUAAGGACCGGGCAGAUUAAGCAAGAAUGGACAUUUUUAUUUUGUGUGUAAUUUAUGCAUGCAUAUAUGUUUGACAUUAUAACUGUAAUUUAUAUUUUUGCAAUUUUGUGUGUGCGUGUGUUAAUUACUUGUUCUUACUUUUAUAUCCGGGGAUUUGCUUGUUGUUUAACCUCGACCAACAUCCCUAUGAAUGGUUUUUUGCAUAUUGCGUAGAUUCAGCAAGAAUGACAUUUUGAUUGUGUAUGUAAUUUAUGCAUGCAUAUGUUAAUUGUUAUAACUUUGAGCAUUUGUAAUUUAUAUUUUUGCAGUUUUGUGUGUGCGUGUGUACAUAACUUUUUCUUAUUGAUUUGUUUGUCGUUUAACUUAUGCCAAACUCCCUGUUAAUGGGGUUUUAUUUUUACGUCAAUCGUUCUCUGAUCAUAUUUUAUGAUUGAUAUUGUUUUGCAUAAAGGCAAUAACAAGCAUUUACUUAUUUCAUAUUCACCCCAUGCCAUCUCUGACGUCAUCCGCUAGUCAUUUUCCAACAUUGUCUGAAGACAUCUUUGUUCUAGAUGAAUUGAGCAUAUAUCAUGUCUGAUGGGUGUGAACUGGAUUUGUUGAAGAAGUAAACUUUGUAAUACAUUACUGGAUAGUUAAGUAGUUAAUGAGAUACUGUCAGCUGUUUAUUGAUUUAAAGUAUAUAAUCAACAUAAGCAGCAAUCAAUAAAUAGAUAAUUGUUAGUAUUCUCUGCAAAGUAGGAAUCAAAGGUAUUUUAUAUUUUAACAUAUCAACCUCCACGCCCAACCUAGUAUCUGCUAAAUCAUCAUCUGCGACACAUCAACCACCCUAUACUCCUAUUGGGAAUACUGUGACGCACCGAUCGCCCUAUAUUACUAUGACGUUUCGACCGUCCUAUACUCCUGUUAGGAUUACUGUGACGCAUCGACCGUCCUAUACUCUUGUUGGGAUUACUGUGACGCAUCGACAGUCUUAUAUUUCUGUUGGGAUUACUGUGACGCAUCGACAGUCUUAUAUUUCUGUUGGGAUUACUGUGACGCGUCGACUGUCUUCUAUUUGUGUUGGAAUUACUGUGAUGAAUCAACCGUCCUAUAUCUUCUGUUUGUAUAAGAUUGAUGAUAACCAUAAUUGGGUCCAUUUGUGUAACCAUAGUUACACAUAACAUCCGUUGGAAUAUGAACUCUUUCCAUUGGCUGAUUAAAGAUUCCGCGGGCGUUUUGUUCAUUUUUAAAGUCAUGUUGGAAUGAAAACUCGUUAUCUCUGAAAUUUGAAACGAAAUACGAAAGUAGAGGAUAUGAAAAAUGCAUGUACUCAGUCAUAUUUCUACCCACAGUCAGUAAUAUAUGAAGCUAGUUAUAAAUUCAAACUGAUUACAUGUACAAUCGUAUUAUUACUGUAUCUAAUGAAUAUAAGCAUGUCAUGGAAAGCUUAGAAAUGUUAGAUGAAAUACAAAUAUUAAGAUUUAUGAUCUUCGUUUUCUUCACCCUCAUUGUAUUUUACCAUUUACUGGCUUUUUCGCAAAAUAUAUGAGGACACGUACUGUAUUGUAUAUCUGCUGUUGUCCGGAAUUCUGUUGUCCGGAAUUGUGCUGCUUUGAAAUUCCAUGAAAAAAGCAUUGUGUCUGUUCAUCUCAUUACUUGGGCCUUCAUUUAAGCAACUGAUGUUAGACGUGGCAUUAUUGUUGGAAUGUAUUCCUAAUAUCUAUUGAAUAAAGAUACAGUUGAAGUAUU